Molecule: messenger RNA, 765 nt
Organism: [Torrubiella] hemipterigena
Lineage: Eukaryota; Fungi; Ascomycota; Sordariomycetes; Hypocreales; Clavicipitaceae
Source: the annotation of a GenBank genome assembly
AUGAAGAAUCGAGCACGAUUGGUGAAGGAGACGUCCCAAUUUCAGAGUAAGGCGAAAGAAAUGACACUGGACAUUGAGAGACUUAUAACCAAAUACAUCAAUACAAAAAGGCAGUCUCCUUUAUCACAAAAGUCGACCGCUGGUAAAGCACCGAGAGCUGUGGCUGCCAAAUCGACAUUGACUUCUAAGAGUAACUCAGCUCUUGCUACGACAACCUAUAACAUCCAAGAAGGCCCUAUUGACUUGGGACAAGUAGGAAUUGUUACCGGUUUGGGUGGUAGUGGUACGGGAGACCAUCCUGACGCCGCUACCGGAAGGCCAGUAGGCCCAACCUUUCGUCUUUUGCGGAUGGAUAUAGGUCAACUGGUGAAUGGCAACACGGCAGAAGCCCCGACAUCCGCCGCCAACAAGAGCUUCGUUGAGUCUUAUGCGGCUGCGGAAAAGUUACUAAGUGACCUUGUUGCUCAAAUUCCGCGUCAAGAGAUCGGGACUUCUGGAGAAAGCUCUAGCACAAGCACCUACAUAGGGCUGCCCCCGAGUACGAAGCAGGCUGCCACAGAAAGAGCCGAUGGUACACCGCCAGGACGCAACAAUACAAGUCCUGGAACGGGUUUUACCCACUCCUAUCACCCUAUGGCCUUUUCUCUGCGACUAGGGGAGCACGUAAACUACCCUACCCAGAUACGCUUGACGGCUUUGGACUUUUGGGGCCCCCAAGAGGGUGAAUGUGACGGUGCCGAGAGACCAAACACACAGGAUAAAUGA